UGUAAAUGAAUAAAUUUACGGAUAUAAUUUUAAUAUUGGCAAUGGAGAAAGGAUUGGAUAUAUGUGUAUAAAUUAUUUUGAUUAUUGAUUUGUCUACAUUAUUAAAUAUCUUUCUCAAAAUAUAUGUCAUGAAAUUGCAGGUAAAAAACAAAUAUAAAGUAAAGAUUGUGUAUUAACUGCCGGCUAUGGAGUAUUAUUAAAAAAAGUUUAAUUUUUCUGCCAAUUAAAACUCCUCUGGAACUGAAACACCUGAAUUCGAACCUUGUUUAGGCUAAUCCCAUUUUUUUAUAUAUAUAUUUUUUUCACUUAUUUCUCUCUCCUCAGAAAUCCCCAAAAUCGAGCUAGGGUUUCUGAUCUAUCUUCAAUGCUUCUUCAAGUAUUUCAGACAUAUGCUUAAUAUAGCAUAUUCGAUCAGUUUUUUCUUCGAGAAAAAGAGCUUCUAAACUAAGUUGACUGAGUAAGUUCUGCAAAUGGAAUUGCUCGGUGGCCCUGCAACCAGUCCCUGCUUUCCUGCUGCAAGGAAAAAGAGAAGUAACUUUAAUAGGCGACCUCAUCCUGAUUUAAAGACAAUUACCAAUUUCCUUAAUGUUUUCUCUGUGCCUAGCUCACCAACAGAGUAUGAAGGGCAUGAAGCCAUUAGCUUGCAUUGCUCAAAUGGCAACUCAGGGACGGGGAAUGAUUUUGAAACUUACCAUCCUCCUCCUGGUGAUCACAACAGGUCUGACAUAAACAAGCUGAAGAAAGUGAAGCUAAAGCUUGGUGGCAUCACCCACACACUUCAUACCAAACCCACAACAGAGAUUGCAUUAGGGGGUGAACCACUUGGUAUAAGAUCUUUUGAUUCGCAUGAUGUCUCUGGUGCUCACCUAAAACAGGACUUCCCCGGGAACAGUGUUUUCGAUGCAAAAGAUAACUUUUCAAGGAGAUACGUGAUUCAAAACAGGGAUGCAAUGUAUAAAUCGGGUCAUAAGAGCAAGCGAGCUGCCAAGAAAGUUGAUGUGGAAGAGGGAUUCGAUGAUGAAGAUGAUGAGGAAAUUCGUUACCUGAAGAAAGUCAGAGCAUCUAGGGCUUCUUCUGGCAAUGGAGAUAGGCAAGAGGAAAUUGGCAGGAAAAGUAAAGGGAUAGUAAGUCUUAUGGGUUUAGCUCAUAGUGAUACAAAAGAUGGUAGAAAGAAGCUGAGAAUGCACAAGGAUAAUGACUUUGAAGUGGAGCUGACUUCAGACGAUGAACUCAAGAGCAAGAGGAAAAGGCUUACUGGAGAAUCUAUUGAUCCUAAUGGGCAAGAGCUGACCAUUACUACACGUAAAAGAGCUCUUGAGUGUCCUGAAUCUGGUGGUCUGGUGGAAUACCCAAAUGGCUUACCCAGUGCCCCUUCCAAAAAGCAAAAGCUUUCUGAAGUAGAGCAACAACUGAGGAAAGCUGAAAUUGCACAAAGGCGCCGAUUUCUGGCUGAGAAGGCAGCUAAGGAAGCUGAGGAUGAAGCAAUCAGAAAAAUACUCGGACAAGACUCUAACCGGAAGAAAGGAGAGAAGCUGAAGAAGCAACAGGAAGAAUUGGCUCAGGAGAGGCUUGGCAAGACUGCGGCACUUGGACCCAAUACAGUGAGAUGGAUCAUAGGUCCACAUGGAACAGUUGUUACUUUCUCUGUUGAUAUGGGGCUACCAAAGAUACUUGAUCCCUUGCCCUGCAGAUAUCCUCCACCGCGUGAAAAAUGUGUCGGACCAAAUUGUACUAAUGAAUACAAGUAUCGGGAUUCUAAAUCGAAACUCCCUCUGUGCAGCCUGCAUUGCUACAAAGCAGUGCAAGGAAAUGUGGAACUUCUGCCUGCUUGCUGAUCUUAACAGUGUGGUGCCCUUUUUUGUCCGGGAUGACCUCAUUUUACUGUAGAUGAUGUUCAUAGUAAUAUGACCUCGAAAAUCCUACCGGCAGCAAAGAUUGAUAUCUAGGUUAGCUUAGAUUAGAACUUGUGGCAAGAUGAUGUAGGGAAUAGAAAUCAGGCAGAUGAUAUUUUUUGGUUAGUGUAACCUGAAAUUCUAUCGCUAUGUAAAUGUUAUAGACUAACAGUACCAGAUGCUGUAGCCUAGUAACUGAAAUGAGAAUGUGUAAUUUAGAACUUGAAGGUGCUACCAUAUGGUAUCUUCUAAUUUUACCUAUUACUUGGGUGCGUAAUGAUUUGUA
Messenger RNA from Chenopodium quinoa (quinoa), 2178 nucleotides. RefSeq lists its product as uncharacterized. The transcript has 7 exons. NCBI's taxonomy places the organism in Eukaryota, Viridiplantae, Streptophyta, Magnoliopsida, Caryophyllales, Amaranthaceae. The record is from RefSeq and is a predicted model, not a curated record. The coding region runs from base 471 to 1835 and encodes 454 amino acids. Gene Ontology annotation, cellular component: Ino80 complex. Gene Ontology annotation, biological process: chromatin remodeling.